Messenger RNA from Parasteatoda tepidariorum (common house spider), 722 nucleotides. NCBI's taxonomy places the organism in Eukaryota, Metazoa, Arthropoda, Arachnida, Araneae, Theridiidae. The record is from RefSeq and is a predicted model, not a curated record.
ACAAAUUAAGAUAAAACCUGUCAAUCAUUACAAUGAAUCGUAGUACGCAAAAAUCUUUUCAUUAGAUCAAAAGUUAUGCAAGUUUUUUUUUUUUCACUUUUUAAGGAAAGUCGAAUUCCUUGAACAAUUUUUAAAUGUAACUUUUCAAUUUAUUAGAUUUCUUCAAACUUGAAAAAGUACGCAUUUCAACUUAGAAAUUCUGUAACUUUAUUCCACAAAACUGGAUGAAGUUACACCAAGAUUUAACGCUCUCGGAUGUUUUUUACAUAUUCCAACAUGGGAAAGAUAGAUGAAGAUGAGCAAAACGACUCUUAUAGAAGAUUAUCUCAGAACGAAGGAAACGAUACUCUUGCUAAUUAUGGAUCUUGUGAACUUAAUGUAGACAUAGCAGCAUCAGGUCAUAUAGAAAAUGAAUUCCAGGUGUUUAGUAGAGAAAGAAACUAUCGCGUUCCGAAACGAUAUAUCUUCUCAAUGCUCUGCUUCACUGCCUGCUGCCUUUCAGCUUCGCAUAACAUGGAUUUAAGUAUAGCAAUUGUUUCCAUGAUUCAAUUACAAGGUAACGAUACAAGUAUGACUACAAAACUGCAAUCGAACACACAAGAUUAUGAAAAAGUGCUAAACACUUCUAAUGUAAGUAAACUUCAGAAUCUCAGAAGCCACUCAAAUAACAUAUUUAAGAAUCUAUAGAGCCUAGAAUGAAGCCUAAAAUUUGAAUUAUGCAA